Apis laboriosa (Himalayan honeybee) is the source of this 1584-nucleotide messenger RNA. RefSeq names its product neurotrimin-like. Bases 96 to 1511 code for a protein of 471 amino acids. Gene Ontology annotation, molecular function: protein binding; axon guidance receptor activity. The transcript has 10 exons. Gene Ontology annotation, cellular component: plasma membrane; axon; neuronal cell body. Lineage: Eukaryota; Metazoa; Arthropoda; Insecta; Hymenoptera; Apidae. The record is from RefSeq and is a predicted model, not a curated record. Gene Ontology annotation, biological process: homophilic cell-cell adhesion; synapse organization.
GCGUAUGUACCACGGUCAUCAUUCUCCAUCGUUUUCUAUUCUUCGUUUAUUUUGUAGCACGAGGGUGGUAAAACGUAUAUACAUGUUUUUAUAACAUGAUGGUUUUCGGCUGGAUGCUUUGCAUUUUUAUCAUAGGUAGUCGAGCGACAGCGAACAAUGGAUUUAAAAGUUAUCCUACAACAGUAAAGACCUUCGAAAACGAUACAGUUUUGCUUCCGUGUUACGUGGAGGAUCUUGAUAACGUGCAGACAAGGGUGAGGUGGUGGAGAGAUGGUAUCCUUUUAGCUGACAGCGGCGAACCACGACACGAACCACCUGAAAGAGUUAAAAUGUACUCAAACAGAAGCUUGGAGGUCUCCCACGUGAAACGGAACGAUACCGGGGAAUAUGUAUGCCAAGCGUCUCGACCAGCUCCCUGGGGACAUGCCACACAAGUACACGAGAUUGAAGUAAUGUAUCCACCUAGCGUUCAUCCAAUACCAGAAUCUGGUAAACUGGAAGUGAAUUUAGAUGAAGAAGUAGAUAUGGCAUGUGUCGCAAAAGGUGUUCCAGUUCCGAUCAUUACUUGGAGGAAUAAGGACGGAGAAAUACCACUUUUAUAUGAUAGAUCACGUCUACGAUUCCAUGCUGAAAGCCCGAGCAAUGCUGGUCGAUACACUUGCGUUGCAAACAAUGAUGUUGGCGAACCUGCCAUGGCCACCAUAGAUUUGCACGUUAGAUACAAACCUAGAAUCGAGAUGACGAAAACUUGGAUGCAUGCACCCGCUGGGAUACGAGUGCAGCUGCAUUGUGGGGUUACUGCUUGGCCAGAGGCAACGGUGGAGUGGUAUUUCAACAAUAAAAGCGUGAAAUAUUCAUCGAGGAUAGUGAAACAUAAUGCGGGCAGCGAUCAUAGUUUGGUAAUAAGGAACGUCAGGACGACAGAUUAUGGUUUCUAUCUAUGCAGAGCUUCGAAUUCCUUAGGAAUUACGGAAGCGGCGGUCGAAUUAUCGGGUAUUGCAAAUCCGGCCGUUUUUAAAAACACUUCGCAUAGUUUGUCUAAGACUUCGUACAAUUUCGUCUGGGAGGUUCACAGUUACAAUCGUAUCGUACAAUACGAAUUUAAAUUUCGUAAAUAUGUGAAUGGCGUUCCUGGACAAUGGCGUAAAUUAUAUAUACCCAGCGGUAGCGAUGGAAAUAGUUAUAUUCACACAUAUUCCUUCAAAUUGACAGGAUUAGAAGAAGCAACACAUUAUGAAGCACUCGUUUUAUCAAAAAAUCGUUAUGGUUGGAGUAAACCAUCGGAAAUAAUAAGAUUCGCUACAGAAGGUGCUUCAGAUAAGGAUAAUUAUAUAACAAACGCAAUACAAGAGGAUACAAUAAUACCAGCUGUGCAACUUGCAUCGAUAUCGCAACAUUCUCCUUUAGAUACUGACAGAAGUAAAUCUUCUUUUAUCCAAGCAAAAAUCAUGACAAUAAUGACAAUGAUAUUCAUAUUAUAUACUUUUAAUAUAAAUUUUUGUAAAGUAUAAAAUAUUUGUUAAUUAAAUUAGGUUUUAUAAGUUAAUUUUAUUAUAAUAUAUUUUAUGAGUUAAUUAUCUUUAU